AUGGCUCCUCUGGUCUACGCUCUGGCGGUGGUUGCUCCGGCCUACGUUCCUGUGGUGGUUGCUCUGGUCUGCGUCCCCGCGCCAGUUCUUCUGGUCUUCGCUCUGGCUGUGGUUGCUCCGUUCUGCGCUCCGGCUGUACGGUCGGAGCGGGAGCAGGCGUUGCGAGCCUUAGUUGUCCAGUCAUAUCCGGUUGUAGCUGUAUGGUGA
Molecule: messenger RNA, 207 nt
Organism: Gongylonema pulchrum
Lineage: Eukaryota; Metazoa; Nematoda; Chromadorea; Rhabditida; Gongylonematidae
Source: the annotation of a GenBank genome assembly